Messenger RNA from Magnolia sinica, 1215 nucleotides. RefSeq names its product cinnamoyl-CoA reductase-like SNL6. Lineage: Eukaryota; Viridiplantae; Streptophyta; Magnoliopsida; Magnoliales; Magnoliaceae. Bases 64 to 975 code for a protein of 303 amino acids. Gene Ontology annotation, biological process: steroid biosynthetic process. The record is from RefSeq and is a predicted model, not a curated record. The transcript has 5 exons. Gene Ontology annotation, molecular function: 3-beta-hydroxy-Delta5-steroid dehydrogenase (NAD+) activity.
CUCUCCUAACUCAUCCAACCCCAACCCCAACACUCUCUCUCUCUCUCUCUCUCUCUCUCUCUCAUGGCACCAGAAGCUUCUCCCCAUGAAAACCCAAAAACCGUUUGUGUGAUGGAUGCAUCGGGCCGCUUGGGCACGUGCCUUGUGGAGAAGCUGCUACAAAGAGGCUACACCGUCCAUGCAGCGGUCCAAAACCAUGGGGAUUUGCAGCUGUUCAAGGGACUUUCGUCUGACAACAAGAGCCUUCGGGUCUUCCAUUCGGAUCCCUUUGAUUAUCAGAGUAUCAUGGAUGCCAUAAAGGGCUGCUCGGGUCUGUUCUACACGUUCGAGCCUCCCAAAUACCAAUCAAGCUACGACGAAUACAUGGCGGAGGUGGAAGUUAGAGCAGCGCACAACGUCUUGGAAGCGUGCGCGCGGACAGAGACGGUGGCAAAGGUCGUUUUCACGUCCUCCGUGACGGCCGUCAUUUGGAGAGAAAAUCGCAAACAAACUGUCGAUUUUGACGAGAGAAAUUGGAGCGAACCCAUUUUCUGUACAAACUUCAAGCUAUGGCACGCGCUGUCAAAGACGCUAGCGGAGAAAACAGCAUGGGCUCUGGCCAUGGACAGAGGCAUCAACAUGGUGUCGAUUAACGCGGGGCUGAUGACGGGUCCGGAUCUCUCGAUCGCGAACGCGUAUCUGAAGGGAGCGGCGGAGAUGUACGAGGACGGCGUGUUCGUAACGGUAGACGUCAAGUUCCUCGUCGACGCUCACAUCUGCGUAUUCGAGGAUCCGUCAACUUACGGCCGUUAUCUCUGCUUUAACAAUGUCAUCAACCGUCCCGAAGCCGCCAUUAAACUCGCUCAGAUGUUAACAGCUGUGACGCCCUAUCCCCCCAGCUGUGAGGAUUCAAGGAUUUUCGAGCAACGAAUCAGCAAUAAGAAACUGAAUAAACUGAUGGUGAAUUUCGCAAGCGGAGCUAAGGUGGAGCAAUAGCUGCCGUCCAUCAAACAUCUUCAACACGAGGAGCGAUGGAGCUGACACGUCAUCUAGAUCUUUUUCGCAUGCGAUGUCUUUUCUUUGUCCAUGUAAAAUUGGUGGUGGCCAAGAUGCCUAUACCAAGCUGUUGGCAUCCGUCCACGUGGCGAGACAAUUGCUUGCCACGUGGCUUCAGUAGUAACAUGUAAGGUUGGUCCUUUUGCUUAAAAAAAAUCAACACGUUCGAUAUUGGCGGCA